AUGACCUGGGUCAAGUGGACGCUCGUCGCCCACGGCGGCGCCCUCGCCCUGCAGCCCAAGGUCCUCGACCGCCUCGUCGCCCUGCAAAAGGUCCUCAACGAGCGCGCCCGGGGCCUGCCGAGCCUGCUCGCCCUCAAGGGCAAGCUCGACAUGCUCGACGCCCAGAUGCAGCUGCGCCAGAGCAGGCAGCGCGGCGGCGGCCGCGGUGUCGACGAGGAGGAGGAGGAGGGCGACGACGACGAAGACGAGGAGGGCGCUAUUUACGUCGAGGGCGAGGAGGCCGAUGUUGACGUCGCCAUUGCCGAGGCCAACGGUGCGCUGCUGGCGCUGGAGGAGGGGGACGACGACGACGUCGAGGAGGGCGAGAGCGAUGACGAUGGCGAGGAGGUGCUUGAUGAGGAUGAUGUCGAUCACCUUGAUGUCGAGGACUCGAUGGAUGAGGAUGAGGACAGCGGGGGGCGAGGCCGCGCCGCCCUCGAAGCUGAGGAAGACGGCUCGCUCGUUUGGCAAGAGACGUUGAGCCUGUGCACCCGUGAGCCCCACUGGAUCACACUUCACUGGGCAACCCAUCCGUCCGUCUGGCAUGAACGGCGACGACGGUCGAUUGGCAGCGUCUCGGGUUAG
Molecule: messenger RNA, 624 nt
Organism: Verticillium alfalfae VaMs.102
Lineage: Eukaryota; Fungi; Ascomycota; Sordariomycetes; Glomerellales; Plectosphaerellaceae
Exons: 3
Coding region: 1-624 (207 amino acids)
Biological process (GO): maturation of SSU-rRNA from tricistronic rRNA transcript (SSU-rRNA, 5.8S rRNA, LSU-rRNA)
Cellular component (GO): nucleolus
Source: RefSeq, a predicted model, not a curated record